UAGUAAUUCAUAGAUGCUGCAGUUUUUUUUUAAUGGUCAUAUGUAUACUUCUAAACAUUCCACAUUGUUGUAACUACUAUUUAAAGAUUUGUUGUGAAGAUAUGUCAGACGCUUUUGAAGAGAUUCAAGCUAUUAAAAUAAAAAGGAAUAGUCUGAGGGAAAAAUUGCAGAAAAGAAAACGUGAAAGACAUGAAUUAUUUACCCUUACUUCUGCAACACCAGUAUCAUCCACCUUAACAAAUGAAUCACCUCUUGCUGGUGAUACAGUUGGACACUCACAGCGAUCAGAUCAUAGCGAAUAUGAACGAGAUGUUUUAUGCAUCUUACACGAAUCAUUACCAAAUUUACCAAUCACAUCUGCAGAGUUAAUAGAUCAGCUUCGAAAGAAUCUUAAUGCAGAUGUAUGUUCAACAGAUAUACAUAAAAUUUUGGAGAAACUAGCAGCACAAGAUAUUGUUAAAAUCAAAGAGGUGACAGAAAAUGGUGUUUUUGGAUAUACAGUAUUAUCAGUGAUAGAAUCUCAGUCAUCAUAUCAAUCUCAAUCAGAUGAUACAGAAAAUCCAGAAAGUGCAGAAACAUCUGCGUCUGAAUUAAAUGACUAUAUGCCUACAGAGAAACAGCCCAAAUUGGACAAGAAAAAUACAGAAGAUAUAAUGUCUCUUAUAUCAAUGCCUACAAUUAGAGAGAAGGAAAAUAAGAAGGUUGGGGAGCAAAUUUUAGAUUUAUUAUCAAAGCAAACAUCUAAAGAAAAAUCAUUGGCUGAACGAUUUCGAUCUCAAGGAGGAGCUCAAGUUAUGGAAUUCUGUCCUCAUGGUACAAGAGUAGAUUGUGUCAAGUUAAAUGGUGGGCCAGGAUUUGCAGAAAAAUGUAAAAAACUCCAUUUCAAGAAAAUUAUUCAAAGUCACACAGACGAAUCUUUGGGUGACUGUAGUUUCCUUAAUACUUGUUUUCAUAUGGAUACAUGCAAGUAUGUUCAUUAUGAAGUUGAUGGACCAACAACUCAACCAAAAGAACCAAAUGAAAUGGAUACUGCAAGUACUGCCACAGUAACUAAAGGUUUAACAUUAGAUAGCAAGAAUGGUAGUAGUACUAGUUGUCCAACACCUGGUGGAUCCUUAGGUAGUGAAUUGACUCUGUAUCCACCACAAUGGAUACAGUGUGAUUUACGUUAUCUUGACAUGACAGUAUUGGGUAAAUUUGCUGUUAUAAUGGCUGAUCCUCCAUGGGAUAUCCAUAUGGAGUUACCAUAUGGUACCAUGUCAGAUGAUGAAAUGAGACAGCUAGGUAUACCUGCACUUCAAGAUGAAGGUCUUUUAUUUCUAUGGGUAACAGGAAGAGCAAUGGAACUUGGUAGAGAAUGUUUGCAGUUAUGGGGAUAUGAAAGAGUAGAUGAAAUUAUUUGGGUGAAAACAAAUCAGUUACAGAGAAUAAUAAGAACAGGAAGAACAGGUCAUUGGCUAAAUCAUGGCAAAGAGCAUUGUCUAGUUGGUAUGAAAGGUAAUCCAAGAAUUAAUCGAGGAUUAGACAGUGAUGUUAUUGUAGCCGAAGUUCGUGCAACUAGUCAUAAGCCUGAUGAAAUUUAUGGAAUUAUUGAACGUAUGAGCCCAGGAACGAGAAAGAUUGAAUUAUUUGGACGACCUCAUAAUGUUCAACCUAAUUGGAUAACAUUGGGAAAUCAAGUAGACGGGGUUCAUUUAAUCGAUCCUCAACUCAUUAAAGCCUUUAAGAAACGAUAUCCAGAUGGAAAUUCAAUGAAACCUAGUAAACCAUAGUAAUAAUUUUAAAUCAUUGUAAGAUAAAUGAAUAAUUAUUUUAUUACAUAAGUUAUAAAAAUAAAAUUGUG
This is a messenger RNA of Megachile rotundata (alfalfa leafcutting bee), 1843 nucleotides long. RefSeq names its product methyltransferase like 3 (gene Mettl3). Gene Ontology annotation, biological process: mRNA modification; RNA methylation. Gene Ontology annotation, cellular component: RNA N6-methyladenosine methyltransferase complex; nucleus. Gene Ontology annotation, molecular function: mRNA m(6)A methyltransferase activity. NCBI's taxonomy places the organism in Eukaryota, Metazoa, Arthropoda, Insecta, Hymenoptera, Megachilidae. The record is from RefSeq and is a predicted model, not a curated record.